Molecule: messenger RNA, 3171 nt
Organism: Aspergillus versicolor CBS 583.65
Lineage: Eukaryota; Fungi; Ascomycota; Eurotiomycetes; Eurotiales; Aspergillaceae
Exons: 3
Coding region: 51-2990 (979 amino acids)
Biological process (GO): nucleoside metabolic process
Molecular function (GO): protein binding; catalytic activity
Source: RefSeq, a predicted model, not a curated record
UUUCUAAAUACCCUGAUUCAAGCAUUUGCACCUCAUCUGGUUUGUUUGUUAUGUCCGAUCCCAAGAAGUAUACCGUGGGCUGGAUCUGCGCCAUCCGCGUCGAGUUCGUCGCCGCGCAGUCAUUGCUAGACAAAGUCCAUGACGGCCCAGCAUUCGUACAACCUCACGACCCCAACAGCUACAAACUCGGCUCGAUAGGCGUCCACAAUGUUGUGAUCGCAACUCUUCCAGACGGCGAGUACGGCACCGUCUCUGCCGCGCAAGUAGCCGCCAACAUGCUCAACAGCUUCCCGAACGUGCGGGUUGGCUUGAUGGUGGGCAUUGGCGGCGGAGCCCCCAGUACUAAGAAUGAUAUCCGGCUCGGAGACCUCGUGGUGGGUGUGCCUAGGGAUGGUGAGAGGGGCGUAUUCAACUAUGACUUUGGCAAGACGGUGCAGGGGAGAAAGUUUGAGGUGACGGCGUUGCUGGAUAAGCCGUCGGCUGUUCUUCGGGGUGCGGUGGCUGCGAUGCAGGCGAAGCAUACGCUUUCUCGUCCUCGUAUCCAUGAGGAUGUUGAGGCGGCGCUGAGAAAGAAUCCAAGGCUUGUGGGGGAGUUUGCGCGUCCCCCGCUGGAGAGUGACCGGCUCUACAAGUCUGAUGCUAUUCACGAUCCCGCUGCUCAAUUCGAUCCCAGCACCCUUGUGCCAAGGAAGAUUCGCCAGCCGCAUGAGGAUAAUCCGGCAAUUCACUAUGGAACGAUUGCCUCGGCGGACCAGCUCAUGAAAGAUGCCACGGUCCGGGAUAGACUCAUCGCAGAGAAGAAUGUCUUGUGCUUCGAGAUGGAGGCUGCGGGGCUGAUGAACCAGCUCCAGUGUCUUGUCAUCCGGGGAAUCUGUGACUACUCUGAUUCACACAAGAAUGAUGCGUGGCAGGGAUACGCGGCGAUGGUGGCAGCAGUAUAUGCAAGGGAGCUUCUCGACGAGAUUCACCCCAGCUCGGUGGAGGUCCAGCGUACGCUCCAGGACCUUGCAAAGGAGGAGUUCAGGCAUAUGAAACGAGAUAUAAACAGCCUCCAGGCCAGCAAUGAUAAGACCCAGACAGAAGCCAUUCUGAACUGGCUCGCCAGUGAUGAUCACCUUGUGCAACAGGAAAGGUUCCUGCAGGUGAGACACAAGAAAACCGGCUCUUCGUUCCUGUCUUCUGCGGAGUUCCAGCAGUGGUCAACAGGGCGCGGCCAAGUACUGUUUUGUCCAGGACCUCCUGGUGCUGGGAAAACGAUCAUGGCCUCGUCUGUGGUUGACCAUCUUUUAAAGCCACAGCCCAAUGCUGCAGUUGCGGUCAUAUAUCUCAGCUAUCUCAACCAGCAAGAGCAAUCUGUCCGCUGUCUCAUGGCCGCACUACUUAGACAGCUGGCGUAUUCUGACGCCGGAGUGCACGGAUCAGUACAGGAAAUGUUUAACGAGAAGCUCAAAGUCCCAGAGCCAGGCGAAGAGCGACUGGAAGCUGCCUUGAUGUCUGUGCUAUCCGGACUAGAUCCUGCCUUUAUCGUCGUGGAUGCUCUUGACGAGUGCGACUCUCCAAAGACCAGGAAGGAUCUCGUUACAACAUUGCUGCGCCUACAAUCGACGUGCAAAGUGAAUGUUCUCUUGACAUCGCGGCCUGAUGAUGCAAUAUCUCGGGUUCUCGGAAACUGCCCUCUUAUUAUCAAGGAGCUUGUUGCUUCGGACGACCUUGCCAUGUAUGUCAUGGACGAACUGUUGCGUGUAUGCCCAUCGGAAGCAGGCUCUCGCAUUCUAGAUAAAGCCAAGAGAGAUAUAAUGGAUGCUGCUAAUGGAAUCUUUCUCAUUGCACAGCUAUAUUUGAGUGCCCUCCACGCCACAGACAUAUCCUCACCUCGGGAGUUGACAGCGGCUUUAGCAGACUUGAAAGCUGGCCCUCAUACCUCCCAUGCCCAGUCAAGAUUGCUUGAAGACAUAUACCGCAAGACAAUGGCGCGCCUAAAGCUUCAGCGCAACGACUUAGGUCUGCGGGCUCUCAUGUGGGUGGCCUGCUCCAAGAGACCGUUGUCCGUCGCCGAGCUGGAGCAAGCGCUCGCUGUCCAAGGAUUCAAAGAUACAGAUCACAAACCAAGACAGGUUCCUAUGGUACCGAUGAAAACAAUCCUGUCCGCCUGUCUGGGCCUCGUCACCGUGAACCCAUCCGCUGACAGCAUUGUCUUCGCUCACAAAACUGCCCAUGAAUACUUUUCCACCUCCAGGGAGGAGCAUUUCCCAAGCGCAGAGGGUGAAAUGACCAGAACCUGCCUGUCGAUGCUUGUAUCCUACACACCGCGUGAGUUCCUCAGCCAGUCAUGUAAGGCUGGACCGUGGAAUGAUAUACGGCACCGGCAGGAGUCCCAUCCAUUCUACUUUUACGCAGCUUCGAACUGGGGAAACCAUGCCCGCGAAACCGAUUCGCACCGUGAUCUGGUUAUGAGCUUCCUGGAACAAGACGACAAAGUGAAUGCUACCGACUAUGCCCUACUUUCGUCGGGAUCUCCCCCGAAUCAAACAAUAAGGCCGUACCGUGUCUGCCAUCCGCUGCGUGCAAUCCAUCUGGUAGCGUUCUUCGGGCUUGAGGAUAUCUUUUGCCGUCUACUCGAGAUGUAUCAAUCGCGCAGAAAGUCGUUAUUCUCUGAUAGGGAACUGUCAAAGGAGUUGAAUUGUGUAGCUACUACCCAGAACCUAACACCGCUGCACUACGCAGUCAAAGGGGGACACCAGGGGAUGGUUCAACUCCUUGUCAAGUCUGGGGCAGCCAUUAAUAAAGGGGGCUGGAAUCAUGAAACACCCUGUGGCCUUGCGCGUCGCUACGAGCACCAGGAGAUUUACGUCUUUCUGAAAGAGCACGGUGGAAGGAGCAGGGAUGGGAUGCCUGGGAAACAGAUGGCGAAAGAGGUGCUUGAACGGUCGUCGGAAUUCACCAAUAAAGUGGUCCGAGAGGUCGACCUGAGUAUAAUUCGGUUUACUUAAGUGAGGUGGACUUAACUAGCAGAUUCAAUAGCAGACAUGGUAUCCCCUAGCUACCAUUUAUCAAGGUAAAUAGACUGUCAGUGGCGUUACUACCCCCUUCCUGUGCCAAUAUACGCUCCAUACGGCACCGCCGCAUCCUGAUCAAUCCAUUGCUUCCAUAUCCCCUCCUGGUCCACUGGUG